GAUUGAAAAUUUUGGGUAUGCAAAACCUUAAAAGCCCAGUUAAAAGAGGAAAAGACAAUUUUGUCCUUGUCACAAAACUCCGAAACAAUUCAUCUAUAAUUGAUCUCUCUAUGGAGUCUUCGUGAGCGACUUUGACGACGACGAUUCACCUCCCCCAGAACUUGUUUGUGCUUCUCCUACGUUAGUUCUUCACUCUCCUCUUCUCCAAAUGAUGUGGAAACUUGGUCUUAGAAACUCAGCUGGUGCCAUCAUUCAAGCAGAGAAGCGGGUUCGGUUACUGUCCUCAUUGGUGCUGUCGUCUCCAUACCUGUUAAAUACGAAAGUUGCUUUGCCAGGAGGACGCUCUUCAAUGAAUAUUUACGAUCCGAGGAAAGAAGAGAUGGUAAUACCUAACCAGGGGAUGAUGACGUAUCCAUCACGUUACAUAGGAUCGUCUAGAGGGUGGGUUGGUUUCAUUAAUUCUAAUGAUCCUAGAAGCCUCUAUCUCACCAACAUGUUCAAUCACAAAGUCAUAUCCUUGCCUCCUAUGGAGCCUGAUUGUGCUGAUAAUAUCAUUAUCAACAUGUCGCUCUCCUCUUCCCCUGAUGACUCAUGUGUUGUGGCUAUCAAGUUUUUUGGAGGUCGGAUGUGUUUCUGUAGGCCUGGUGACUCAGCCUGGACCAAAACGGAAACUUCUUCAAAACUUUUGGAUUGCUCCAGUGUCCUCUACUCCAAUCGUGAUUCCAAGUUUUACUUGACAACCUUUAGGCUUGUCUCCAAGCUUCACUUCACUGCCAUAAAAUUUGAUGCUAGCACGUACAAGCCGCUGGGUCACCAAGAUUUCCCUGAGGUGACUUAUUACCACAAAUUUGACCGUCUCAAGUUACCUGAUUUGCUAUGGUCGGAGUUUGAGCUGCUAGAGUCUUGUUUCCACACUGAACACUUGGUGGAGUCGCCUACCGGCGAAGUUUUUGACAUCAUGUGGUUUAUUCAGUUCUCCCACGGUACAAAGGCGGUCCAUUGGAAGGACCAUCAUAAGCAAUUGAAAAAAGAAGAGGUGGUGAAAAAAACAAAGAGGUUUAUGGUUUACAGAGAGGAUGAGGAUUGUUACACGUAUGACAUUGGGGAUCUCUGCAUCUUCCUUGGUCAAAGUACUGAAGCCUUUUGUUUACAAGCGAGUAUGUUCCCAGGCCUAAAGCCUAAUUCCAUUUACUUUGCUGCAGCUAAUCAUAGCGGUGUUUACGACCUUGCCACCGAUGUAAUCCAUGAUCUCCCUCUCACUAAUACCCCUCUUAUGUGGCUUGCCCCACUCUCACACUAGCUCUCGUAAUAUGUUGUAGUCUCUGCAUUUGGAAUUGAUAAGUUAUUUCUUCAUUAACAUUGAACAAUAAAAAGUUAUUGCAAACACAGGAAAUGAAAGAAAAACAGUCAUGUUUAACUA
Messenger RNA from Arabidopsis lyrata subsp. lyrata, 1420 nucleotides. RefSeq lists its product as uncharacterized. Bases 209 to 1300 code for a protein of 363 amino acids. Lineage: Eukaryota; Viridiplantae; Streptophyta; Magnoliopsida; Brassicales; Brassicaceae. The record is from RefSeq and is a predicted model, not a curated record. The transcript is spliced from 4 exons.